Acanthoscelides obtectus is the source of this 393-nucleotide messenger RNA. NCBI's taxonomy places the organism in Eukaryota, Metazoa, Arthropoda, Insecta, Coleoptera, Chrysomelidae. The record is from the annotation of a GenBank genome assembly.
AUGCCUUCCGCAAAUAUAAUUGCAAAGCAAGAACAAACUCCAAUCUUCCCUUACGUCGAGCCGCCAAAAGAGGGCUUGAAACUUAUAGAAUUCAUCAAUACAAAUUUACUGACCAUGGUCGACAUGCCUCUAUUCCCCCCUACUUACUCAACUUAUUUGUGGGCUAAAUACGUUGAUCCUGAGAAUGUACCAGCAUGGCGAGGUUUCAUGGAGAUAUGUUCGGAAAAUGAAAGUUUCCAAAGGUCGGGGGUGCAAUGCCAACAAUUCAUUAACGAAGUUCCAUCUAGUCUAACAACCAUUUAUACAUCAAUUAUGCAUGCAAAGAACGAAACCCGUAAAUGUGGUCAAAAAACCACUAUCUUAACUUACGACUUGCCGUUGUACAUGAAAUGA